Messenger RNA from Spodoptera littoralis (African cotton leafworm), 7134 nucleotides. The record is from the annotation of a GenBank genome assembly. Lineage: Eukaryota; Metazoa; Arthropoda; Insecta; Lepidoptera; Noctuidae.
AUGGGCGAUGAUUCUUUGAUAUUACGAGAAGAUGGUUAUAUACGUAUGAACUUUCCUGUUACUUCUCUAACUUAUCAUAGCAACUUAAAUAUAAUUCUGGUGAAGACUGACGUAGGUGGUGUACACGUUUUGGAUGUGAACUCGGGUGUGAUACUGCAGUCUUCUUGUCUGUCAGCGGAUGAUGGUGGAACGCUUGGUGUGGAGUAUGCGACGGGGGCGGAUCGGGUGUUCGUGUGGGACAGCAGUGGGGUCGGUGCGCGCACUGACUACAAUGGAGUGCUGCUCCUCCACACGGCACUGCAGCGCCCGCUGCCCUCCUCACAACCCGACAAAAUCAUAAGGAUCGAGCUUGUAUUGUCUGAGGCCGUGCUCCUGUACCAAUGUCUUCAGAGUCUAGACGCCCACUCCAUCGAGGGUCUGACAGACUUUAUCAACGAGCUGAAGAACUCCAUCGACGCAGAACCUGUCAGGAAAGGAGUGAAGGCACAGAAGUGGAGCACAGUAACAAUCUGCCUACCACAAUCGACCCUUCGGCUAGUGACCACAGGCGUGGUCCAAGAGCUGAAGGGUCAGAACCGGCGGAUACCAGCGCUGGCGAUCGCGUCCGCAGUCGGCCAGCGCGCCAACGAGCUGGUGCCGUGCUCCCGCGAUGAGGAGACCAGGCCGCUCAUGUACAGCGAGGCCGAGAGGAAGGAGACCUUCAAACGAUGGCCCCACAUGGACUACAAAUGGGCCCUUCCAGCUCGGAUGGCACAAGCGGGCUUCUACCACCAGCCGUCGCCUAGUGGUGAUGACCGCGCCAUGUGCUUCACAUGCCUCGUCUGCCUGGUCUGCUGGGAGAAGUCUGACGAACCCUGGGUGGAACAUGAGAGGCAUUCUCCCAACUGUCCCUUCGUAAGAGGCGAAUACACCCACAAUGUGCCCAUAUCGGUGACCAACGCGACAGCAUGUGCGGUGCCUUGUACGAAUGUGACGGUGGUGUCGAAGGGCAACACAGGGGACCUCAUCGCGACGGGCACUCCUGAGGGCAAAGUGAACAUCUGGCGGUUCGACUGUGGCCUCAAACUUGUCAAGUUCAUUCACCUGUCGCCGUAUGAUUCGAUAUUCAGUGGCAUACUGGCGACUGACAGCAAUAAAGUAUGGUCAGCAAGCUUGGAGAAGGAUAGUUCUACAUACGGCGUCGAGCUGACGGCGAUGGCUUUCGUCGGGAUGACGUCACAGCAAGAAGUUUACCCACAGACACAAAACACAGAGAGCACAGAGAAAGAGACGAACACCAACAAAACGAAACCGUCCCUCAUCUGCGCCGUCAUCAUCACUAGGACAAACACCACACAGACUGACCAGCCCAUCAAAGAAGACUCCAGCAAGGCGCUCUUCGAUUCGGGAGCCGACAAAGAAAGCGUUCAGGCAAUGAACGAUCAAAAUGAAGCAAAGAAUAAUUUGACAACAAAUAAAAUGCUCUUCCUUUUAACAUAUGACAUACACAGCUCAUUAGCUGGUUCAAUAACCACUGUAGUACACACGUCAAACAGUAGCGGUAACUCCAAACCCGGCGGUAGCAAGAAAGUGUGCACGGUACCGAGGCCCGACGACGCGAACAUUUACGACGAGAUAUACUUCCAAUACUCCGACGAGGACACAGAGCUUCCACAAUGCACAAAUAGCUUAGACGAGCAAAUUAGUAAUGUUAUUAACUUGAACGCAUCGUCCAGCAAGGAAGAUUGCAAAAUAUGGGAACCUAAGAAAAUAAUAGUGCCGAAACAUUUUAAAACCAUGCCCCCUCCGCCUCCCACUGCCCUGUUACCUGAACUACAAGAGGCUGGACAAGCCACCAUGCUAGACUUCGUAGGCAAGAUCUCACAACUGAAGAGUUGGAAGAGUGGCAACCUAGACUCUGUAGGCACUAAACUAGCUGACCAAACUGACGCAGUGUUCCAACAGGCUGACCCCAUCACACAUUAUCUCAACAUGAAUGGACCUCUAGAGAUCUCAGACUUGAAGUGGUACGAAGGAGGAGAUGGAACUGAAAAAGUAAAAGUGACAACGUUCGGAGGAGGAGGAAGCAAAGUCGGUACACAGACUGCAAUCACAAACAGUAAUAACGACGGCUUCGACAGCGACCCACCGCAGGAAGAGGCCGUCUCGCAGGGCAUUGCUGUCCAGUGCCUCAGUCUUCCAGCUAAACUUACAUUGAAAGAUGAUUCCAAAGUGACGCAUCUAUUGCCAACUGAAGACAAGGAACAUCUGCUCGUAGUCAUAUCAAGUAUCGAACCAGAGAAGGUCAAGGUAGAGGAGGAGACUGACAAUGAUGGCGAUACCAAAAUGGACGUGGACGAAUGUGCCGAACCCAGUGAUAAACCUAAAUCUGACGCGAAGGCUUAUUUCAUCCUUUAUAAAAUAAACAAUAAGACGUCGAUAUACACGCUGGAAGACAACCCUGUGGCUUUCAAAGAGUUACCAUUCCACGAAAGCCCUGUAGACCUGUGCUUGUUACCGCCUGAUAAACAGGAUCAGUAUUCAUUUGCUGCUGUAGGAGUCGACGGUAGCCUAAGGCUGUAUUCACUGCCUGACUUCAAGACUUUGUCAGAGAAGCGCGUACCAAAGGGACAGUUCACGUCUGUAGUAUUCUGUGCGUCAGUGGAACGGCUCAGUGUGUCUACUAAGCACGGCAUGAUAUACUUCUACGCACUAAACAACGGCGAGAGGGACAACGCAGGGGAUAUAGACGAAGAUGAAUUCGCUAACAUUGACUUCGACAUGUUGCAGCGCGCGCCGCGAGACGAGGUAUGUGGCCCGACCCCUGCACCCGUCAUCAUUGCUAAUAAGACUGAACUCGACUUGUCCGACCUAGAGACUUUGAUAAACUUGACUGGCUAUUAUGGUACUAAUACAACGGUGCCUUACAGCGCAGUUGUGCCUGGGUUUUGGUGUGAGCUGUCACCUGCACAAAGGUCGAGAUCUGAUCAUCAAAAUAAUAGGACAUGGAGGUUGCAGAACACUUCAUCAACGUGGGACGAGCACGUCCUGGAGCUUACAUUACCUUACAGUGUCUCACUAGCUCAUAUAGAGUUUGGAUUCACCUUACACUCGGCUUGUUCUGCAAAUCUUCCAAUCAUUCUCGUAACGUUACUGAAACAAAACUUGCACGGUAUCGGAUACAAGAAAGACGCCUCUUUUGGUCACAGAUCGGACUCCCCGAUACAUUUCCCAGUUAUAGACGCGGACAUGUCGAAUCUCGAGAAUCCUGUCAAUAGUGAAGAGUACUUACAAGCACAUAACGCUGAGAUAUUGGCGGGACCUUUAUUACUGUCUUCUGGACUGGACAUGACACAACAAUCUGGUACAUUAAUACUGACGAGCCCUCGGUUAUAUAGAGCCAGAGGACGGACAUUCCUCAUUCACAUAAAGACACUCUUCGAUCCAGCCAAAGACAUGAGCAAAAGCACAAACAAAACAGGCGAGACUAGCUCUAAGAAGACCGGUUUCAUUGGCUGCGAUUGGUUGCACCAGAUUUCAUUGACAGUCCGCUCUAGUCCUCACACUGACGUAGCUAUGGAGAGGCAGCAACGGAUAGCUAUGUUAGAGUCCAAUAGUUUCUUGAAUACGUUAUGUGAGAUAUCUGUAAACAGUGCUGACAGUGAAAUGAGGAAUAUUGCGAUGGAUCUAUUAAUAUGGGUGGUGUCGAUACGGCUACAACGGAUGCGUUUAUCGAAAACCGACAAAGGCAAAGACAAGACAGUGGAGACACAACAGUUAGAAUGCGUGAAGAUCAUUGAGAAACACACAGACGCACUGAUCAAGAACUGUAUUCUGUGCGCUAACAGAAGUAUUGCGAAGAAAUGCGUGAAAAUUCUUCUAAUUACUAGCGAGGGUGAGAAACAACUCCCGAAGCCAUGGAAGUCAACGUUCGAGACGACGUUAUCGAACAGUGUGUGUGCUUGUAUCCCGUACGUGGGCGCCAGCGUGUCUGCGGGCGCCGUGCGCUGGCUGGCCGCGCUGGCGCAGCAGUGCACGGCGCGGGCCAUGGCGCCCGCACUCGUCGCCAAGUGCAUGGCGCUGCUUGAACGAGCUGCCAAGUGCUUGAGUGACAGACCUGAUGUUUACCAUAGUCUGUUGAGAGCCAGGUUUGGUCUGUACGGUCUUCCAUUAGAGCGCACAAUAUUCGCGACGGAGGUACCGGAGUUAGGGCGCGGCACAUCCACCCCGGUAACGUACGCCAGUGUACUGGCUGGCGACACCACGACGCCCCCUGUUCCUAAACCUGACUAUCAGCUGAAGGAACUGCUCAACUUACCUUUGGAGAUGGAUGCUAAAAGCGCGAACUCAUCGACCGCGUGGUGGGCUCAGAACAACGGUGUUGGCGUGUUCGGCGCCGGGCUGAGUGAGGCCAUGCCACUACACGUCACGUGUCACGUGGCCUCGGACGGGACCAAGCUCGAGUCCAACGGGACGCGACAUCACUCCGCUGUUGUUAGCUCACUGCCUGGCGCUGGACCCGGAGAUCCUAGCCAGCAACUAUGGUCAGUCGUGAAGGAAGGCCAGAUGAAGCAGUCUUCGCAAGACCCUGACUCUCUUGAGGACGUUGAGAGCUCCCUCAUGGAGUGCGAUCCUCAGGAUAAGAUGGAGUUUUCCGAAGAGAAGCUGUUUAAGGAUCAGGAGCAGUGCGGCAUCCCGUGGGCGUCGCUAGUGACGCGCCCCCCGCAGCACACGCUGGUGGUGGAGCGCAUGCACUCGGGCGCGCGGCGGUACAUCGUGCUCGACUUCGGACACGCCGUCAAACUCACCGACGUGAUAAUCCCAUCGUGUUCGGACUUGGUGACACUAUGCAUAGAUAUCUGGGUGACUGGCGAAGAGACAGACUGCGUGAAGCUUGCCUUCGCCACCGACAUCGCCACCAAACACCUCGUACUUACUGAUAUACAGCCGCCGCCCAUCUGCCGGUAUAUGAAGAUAACCACAAUAGGUAGAUACGGCAUGUCGGCGAUGAAGUGCAAGAUCCCGCUCGGCUGGUUCUACGGCGAGGUGGCAGAGAUCACGCAUGUACAACCGAGCAUCAACGCGCUCAAUGCGCUGCAUCAAGACUUGACCUGCCGGUUUAGAUUAGCAACCGGUAAACUAAUGGAUCUCUUAAAUCCAUACCUCGAACUAUACAACGGCAAUGCAGCCCAUAUGAUGUCAUACAUGAACAUCAGCAAUGACGUAGACGCCAAGGUGGUGACUGCCUACCAGGAGUGCAUAGAGCUGCAGCAACAACUCCACACUUGCACCAACAUACUUAGAAAGCUACAGAACAAUGCUGACGGGCCUAGGAAUCUUCCAGAACUUAUUGACAAAGGUCUCGUCUCGUCUGAAGCCCUAUUAGAAUCAGCUUCGACGGAUAAGCUGAGAGUCAUUAGCGAGACAAUUGUGGAUAUGCUGCUGUAUUUCUACUUCCAAGUUGGUGACGUGCAAUACCCCGAGGUGAGCCGCGAGUGGUGCAGCGUGGUGGUGGCGCAGGUGUGGGAGUGGGGCGCGCGCGGCGCGGGCGCGCUGGCCACGCUGCUGGCGCGCGCCGCCGGCGGCCACGACUGGUGGGGCGGCCUGCUGGGCGACACGCUGACGCAGGCCUUCGCGGCCUACGACGCGCCGCCCGCCGCGCUGGACCGCGUGCUGGUGCUGGCCGUGUACAUGUGCCGGCGCUCCGUGUGGGCGGGCGCGGCCGACGCGGGCCCGUGCGCGGCGCUGGCCACGCGCGCGCUGGAGCUGCUGCGGGCGCCGCGCGCGCAGCCCGCCGUCACCGCCGCGCUGCUCAGCGCGCUCGCCGCCGUGCUCGACACCGUCGCCGCGCACAACGACAAGUACGCCAGAUGGGACUGGGUGACGGGUGGACGUGCUGGCGGCGCGGCCCCGGGCGUGGACGCCCAAGGCUCGCCGCGCAACAACGAAUGUAAGUUGCACCGACGCAAGCUGCACAAGAAGCUGCUGCACCAGAUGCAGGAGCUAGAAGCUGCUAGGAGGGGUAUACAAGUCGCACUUGAAGAUCAACAGCGAGCCCGCCUCAAUCUCAAGGCGCGCAUGGCGAUGGUGGGCAAGCGCGGCGCGUCCCGCGGCGAGUCGCCUGGCGGGCCGGAGUCGUGCCGCCUGCGGCCGCUGCCCACGCAGCUGGCGGCCCGCCUGGCGCACGCCCUCGUCGCGCACAUGCUCGCCGCCGACACUUGCUCGCAGGCCGACGCGCUCAUGCUCGCCGCCAAGGUAGUGGGAAGGCUCUGUGCACUAUCUGGAGGUGCAAGCCUGUUGGAUCCAUCAUGUAUCCUGGGCCUGGCCCGACUCGCUGUGACGUUGCCACCCUGGCCACGUCAUGCACUCACCACCUUACUGCAGGACCUAGUCGAAUACGAGUCCGGCGAAUCCCCGUCCAGUCCUCCGAACGAGGAGUCGUGGACCGCCGGCGCCAGUUCCUCCCGCGUUAUACGCGUGCACUCCAUACCGCCAGGCUCCGCGCCCGGGGUCAAGGCGCGCAAGUUUAAAGGACCCACUGUCGCAGAUUUGUUAGCGGAUAGUUUUGGUCUGGGGAAGACUACGUACUUCAAGCCCAAACUAUUUACCACAGCAGGUGUCAAUUUAGCAAAUAUCGACGUGGAGGAACAGCUAACGCAAGUGGCUGAAUCUGACGACUCCGAGUCUUCGGAAGAGAAACUCGAACAAUACUUCAAUGACGCUGUCAAGAAGGAAACCAGGACUAAACUCGUCGUGGACAAUAGCACCAGUAACGUGUCAGUAUGUUGGGACGCGCGUGUGGAAGCCGGUGGCGGUGGGUGCGGCGGCGCGGGCGAGGCCCACGCCCGGCGCGCCCUGCUCGGCACCGCGGGGGCACUAGCGGCCGCCGUGCGCGCCCCGCCCCGCGCCCCCGCCCCCACGCGCCCCGCCUCCUCCGCACAGGCCCCAUCCACCACUCACACACACGCUCUACGAUGUAUUCAGACACCUGGCGCUAGAGUUCCAUUAUCAGAUGGACUGCACAUUCAUGGAGAACGUGAUCUCCUUGUGGCUGACGUUGAACGGGUCGGCGUGGAAUGGCGGCGCCUGGUCGCUGGCCACGCUCGCCGUGCCCGCGGACACGCCGCGUAUACGCCUCGCUUCCGACACCGUUAA